This is a messenger RNA of Paramecium tetraurelia, 1332 nucleotides long. RefSeq lists its product as uncharacterized. Gene Ontology annotation, biological process: protein polyubiquitination; ubiquitin-dependent protein catabolic process; positive regulation of proteasomal ubiquitin-dependent protein catabolic process. Lineage: Eukaryota; Ciliophora; Oligohymenophorea; Peniculida; Parameciidae. Gene Ontology annotation, cellular component: ubiquitin ligase complex; cytoplasm. The record is from RefSeq and is a predicted model, not a curated record. The transcript is spliced from 4 exons. Gene Ontology annotation, molecular function: ubiquitin conjugating enzyme binding; ubiquitin protein ligase activity; zinc ion binding.
AUGGACGAUUACUUAGAUGAAGAAUAGUACUUGGGAUUAGAGGAUGAAUAUGACAAUAGCAUCUAUAAUAAUGUCACGUUAUUGAGUGCUAAUGACCUUUAUUAAGAAUUCAAAGAUCGGCUAGAAAUUAUCAAAGAUAAGAUUGGAGAGACAUCUUAAGUUGUUUUAAAUAUAUUAAUCUUUUUCAAUUUUGAAGUUAAAACCAUAUAUGAGAAACUGUUGCUAAAUGAUGAGUUUGAAUAAAUCAAAGUUUAACUUGAAGAAUAAGGCAUUUACAAGGAAUCUAAAGUGAACAUUAAUGACAACCUCAUUUGUUCAAUAUGUGAAUAGACUAAUGCUUAGGGUUUUAGUUUAAAUUGCAAUCAUAAGUUUUGUAAGAGCUGUUGGAAUCAAAUGAUUGAGAUCUAAUUCUCAAGUUAAAUACCUUUGGUGAGAUGUUUACAGGAUUAAUGUUUUGAGAGAUUGCCUCAUUAGUUUUUAGAAUAAUACCCUAAAUAUAAGUAAAUAUUGAUUAAGAGAUUCAUGCAACAUGAUGAUUAAAUUACUUGGUGUCCAGGAUUGAAUUGUGAGAAUGUUUUUAAGUGUUUGAAUUUUUCGAAUUCAAUUAAAUGUCCCUGUGGUAUCAAAUUUUGUUCUAAAUGCAGAAAUGAAAAACACCAUCCAAUCCCAUGUGAUAUUCUGAAAAAAGUCUUAGAAUACCAACAAUCAAAUGAUUAUUGGGCAAUUUUACAUGCCUCAAAGUGUCCCUAAUGUGGAAGACUAAUCUAACGUACAGAGGGUUGCUUUCAUUUGAAAUGUUUAUGUGGAUAACAUUUCUGCUUUAAAUGCUCAGGACCAUGGGCAAAGGAUCAUGAGCAGAGUUUUUAUACAUGCCCUUAUAUGAAUACAAAUAAGAAUCCAUCUAAAUAUGCCUUAUAGUUGAAGGAUGAACUGUAGAGUAUCAAUAACAAUAUUCGAAACAUCGAAUAGUCAGUAAAAACUUUGAAAUAGUAAGUUAAAAAAGUCUUGUUAGAUGAUCUUUUAGAGUAUUCAGAAAAGGCUAUUUAACUUUUCAAAACAUCCAAAUCAUUUUUGUUUUAUAAAUUCCAUUUAAUGGAGAAUAAGGAUGUUUAAAUGUGCGAAUAAACAUUCUAAUGUUUUCAAGAGGAAUUGAAUAGUUGCUUAAUAAUUAUUCAAAAGAAGGUCUUAGAAGUUCAAGACAAUGAAUCUUUAAAAGAGAGAACGAUGCUUGAAUACAUCAAUUUCGAGGAUUCAGAAAAGAAAGUCUUAAGAAAUUUAAAAAUCAAAAAAUAACUUAUAAAACAAUAUAUAAUUGAAACUUUAAUUAAGUGA